AUGGCUUUAAAAAAACUUCGAAUGUUGUCAGGUCUCUGUUCAAGGGUACCGCUGACAACGUCAGAAAGCGAAUCGAACUACAAUUCUUCUUCCUCCUCCUCCACAUCAUCCACCAUCCUGCAACUCUCAGUUGCAGAUUCCGUGCCACUGGUGCUGCCACAACCCGAGAAACCGCCCCCACAAACUCACCAUGGCGGGGUCGAGAAUUUAAGUCUGCUCGCCCACCUACGGCGUCUCGUCUUGGGCUCGUCCACCUUUCAAUUUCGACGCCUUCAAGACGCGGAUUUGGAGGAGGACGCACACACUGUUGUGACUUACAUAUCGUUGGGUGCUUCCACACCGCUUCAGCAACGUCACGCUGACUCCACUCCCACUGGUGGUAAUGCGGAUGGUAGUCAAGCCGUGCCACUACGUCAAAAAUCGCUGAAAAAGCGACACGUCACCUGGAAAGAUCUUGAAGCAGAAGUCUCAAUCGAGAAGGGGGUGCCCAACCGUCACUCACUCUAUCUUCCCUCCCUGGAGGAGAUGAAAGUUGAGGAGAAGAAAGUCCGACGACGUCACAGCUAUACAGGAGAAAAUGGGGAGGAGAACAGUAUCACUUUUACAUCACCAGUAGUGGUACCACUGCCACCGCCACCGCCACCGCCGCCGCCGCCGCCGCCGCCGCCACCAGGAUACAAUGAGGGUGUUGACUUGGAUGAGAAAAAGGCCCGCUACAAAUUACAGUUGCGCCACUUUAAGCGUCGUCGUCGGUACAGUGAUUGGUUCUUCACCCUCUACGAAUUUGACAAACCCACAAAUCCCGAGGAGUCCCUAGCUCUGGACAGUCAUCUCUUCGAGACCAUACUGUCCCGUCUACAUGGCAUCUACGCCUUAUCACUAAACAGUGUAUUUGACCCCAACAGCAACCAGAAACCUGCCCGCCUCUGCUUCGAACGCCUUCCUAAACUUCCCACUGUCAGACGUCACCAACAGCGGCAACACCGACGACGACGGUGUGACAGUCGCUUUGCGAACAACUCCUCCUCCAGUUGCGUCUCCUGUAUCUCCUUCGGCAUGUUCGACAGUACCUCGCCGCAUAACCCAGGCCAGCUUUUCUGCCCCGAGCGCGAAGUGGGGUGUGGCGGACCAGGUCGCUCCUUCUAUUGUCAAGGUUGUGGACGCAACAUGACGGGCGGUUCUAGUCUAGUCAGUGUGGCAGGAAGUGCGGACUCUAGUCAGCGACCCGAGAUCUGCUACUCCAUGACUCGAUCAGUCGAGUUCUACCGAUUCACGAGGACAAUUCAAUGGCAAAAGCCUCAUCAAAAUCAACCGCCAGAAUGCAGACUUCGUCACCGCGCUUCACUUGGUCAGCAUCAUUCAACGCCUCAGUCGACGCGGCAGUGGGUGUGUCGGGCGCCUAAACGCUCCCGUCGUCGUUCCAAUGCUCGCCGACAUCCCCGGGAGGCUGUCUCAGUGCCGCCAUCGCAGCCCACGGCACAGCCAGCACCGACACAAUCACAACAGCCGCGACGGAGUUCGGCAAAGGAGAAACACAAAAAGGUGCGACGGGUAAUGCACAAAAGGAUGAGUCAGCAGCGCGUUGCUGAUUGGCUCGUUGCUACGCAUGGAGGUCAAGUUGACGACUGUACCGCUCCGCUCAUUGUCUUCUAA
Molecule: messenger RNA, 1653 nt
Organism: Echinococcus granulosus
Lineage: Eukaryota; Metazoa; Platyhelminthes; Cestoda; Cyclophyllidea; Taeniidae
Exons: 5
Coding region: 1-1653 (550 amino acids)
Source: RefSeq, a predicted model, not a curated record